GGUGCUAAUAAAUGAUGAGGGUAAGGGGGGCCUCUCUGUAAUUAACUAACCUCUUCUUCGUCCUAUUUAUAACGCUGCGUAGUCGCCUUCCCGAUUCCGGUUCUAUUGCUUCAACGGAGAGAAAAGAGAAGCAACUGUUCAUCUCUCUCUCCAAAUAAUAAUUCUGGUGAGGCUUUUUUAAUUUGUUGUUUGGAUUGGUCGGUAGGAGUUGGAAAUUGGAGACUUUGUGAGUUUUGAUGGGCAAAGGAGGGCAAGAUUAUGGGAAACAGGAGAGCGCUGGCGCUAAAUCGUCAUCCGGAGAGGAAGUUUUCGCCGCAUGGGCCAAAGAUGUACAAGAAUGCGAGGAACAGUAUCAGGUGAAGCGGGAGUACGGAUUGUCGGCCGGUCAAGUGGAGGAACAGCGGAAGAUCUAUGGAUGGAAUGAACUGGAGAAGCACGAAGGGCCGUCGAUUCUGAGGCUGAUCUUGGACCAGUUCAACGAUACUUUAGUGAGGAUUCUGCUUGUGGCUGCGGUGGUUUCCUUUGUCCUCGCUUGGUACGAUGGCGACGAAGGCGGCGAGACGGAGAUCACGGCGUUUGUGGAGCCUCUGGUCAUCUUUCUGAUCUUGAUCGUGAACGCAAUCGUUGGGGUUUGGCAAGAGAACAAUGCUGAGAAGGCGUUGGAGGCUCUGAAAGAAAUUCAAUCGGACCAAGCCACUGCGAUACGUGAUGGGAAAAAGAUUUCGGAUUUGGCUGCGAAAGAGCUUGUUCCGGGGGACAUUGUUGAGCUCCGGGUAGGUGACAAGGUCCCCGCUGAUAUGAGAAUUUUGGUUUUGAUUAGCUCGACUGUUAGGGUUGAGCAGGGUUCGUUGACUGGAGAGAGUGAAGCAGUUAGUAAGACAACCAAGGCUGUUCCCGAAGAUGCUGACAUUCAGGGGAAGAAAUCUAUGGUUUUUGCGGGGACGACAGUGGUGAAUGGGAAUUGUAUUUGCUUGGUUACUCAGACAGGAAUGACUACAGAGAUAGGGAAAGUGCAUUCACAAAUCCACGAGGCCUCGCAGAGCGAGGAGGAUACCCCAUUGAAGAAGAAAUUGAAUGAAUUUGGAGAGGUUCUCACAGCUAUAAUAGGGGUAAUUUGCGCAUUGGUGUGGCUUAUUAAUGUUAAAUACUUCCUUACUUGGGAGUAUGUGGAUGGUUGGCCUGGCAAUUUUAAAUUCUCUUUUGAGAAGUGCACAUAUUACUUUGAGAUUGCGGUGGCGUUGGCUGUGGCUGCCAUUCCUGAAGGUUUGCCGGCUGUCAUUACAACAUGUUUGGCCCUUGGCACAAGAAAGAUGGCUCAGAAGAAUGCUUUUGUAAGGAAGUUGCCUAGUGUUGAGACUCUUGGUUGCACAACCGUGAUCUGUUCUGACAAAACAGGUACCCUGACUACAAAUCAGAUGGCCGUAUCAAAGCUUGUGGCUAUGGGUUCGAGGGCAAGUGAUCUCCGGACAUUCACAGUGGAAGGGACCACCUACAAUCCUUCAGAUGGAAAAAUUCAGGACUGGCCCAUGGGUAGAAUGGAUGCUAAUCUCCAAAUGAUUGCAAAGAUUGCCGGUUUAUGCAAUGACGCUGGCAUAGAGCAAUCUGGGAGUCAUUAUGUUGCUAAUGGAAUUCCCACUGAAGCAGCACUGAAGGUGAUGGUUGAGAAAAUGGGGCUUCCAGAUGGAUUGAAUUCUGGGACAUCUUCAGGCUAUGGUGAUCUCCUGCGUUGUUGUCAAACAUGGAGUAAGCUUAAAAAUCGGAUUGCAACUCUUGAGUUUGACCGUGAUAGGAAAUCCAUGGGAGUAAUUGUAAGCUCCAGCCCGGGUAGAAAUUCAUUGCUUGUAAAGGGUGCAGUAGAAAAUGUGUUAGAGCGAAGCUCCUAUGUUCAAUUGCUUGACGGUACAAUUGUUGAACUGGAUCAAACUUCACGAGAUGCUAUUCUACAAAGCUUGCAAGAAAUGUCCUUGAGUGCAUUACGUUGUCUGGGUUUUGCUUAUAAGGACAACCUUCCUGAAUUUGCCACAUAUAAUGGUGAUGAAGACCAUCCCGCACAUGAGCUUUUACUUAAACCAUCUACUUAUCCUUCAAUUGAGAGCAAACUCAUAUUUGUUGGCUUGGCUGGGCUAAGAGAUCCUCCUCGCGAAGAGGUACGGCAGGCUAUUGAGGAUUGCAGAGCAGCUGGCAUCCGAGUAAUGGUUAUCACAGGAGAUAACAAGAAUACGGCAGAAGCUAUAUGUCGCGAGAUAGGUGUAUUUGGACCAGAUGAGGACAUUAGUCUAAAAAGCCUAACAGGGAGAAAGUUUAUGGAACUUCAUGACCCCAAAAGUCAUCUACAGCAAGUUGGUGGACUGCUCUUUUCUAGAGCUGAACCAAAACACAAACAAGAAAUAGUGAGAUUGCUAAAAGAAGAUGGCGAAGUAGUUGCAAUGACUGGGGAUGGAGUGAACGAUGCUCCUGCCUUGAAAUUGGCUGACAUUGGAAUUGCAAUGGGAAUUGCUGGGACUGAGGUUGCAAAGGAAGCUUCCGAUAUGGUUCUAGCUGAUGACAACUUUAGCACAAUUGUUGCCGCUAUUGGUGAAGGCAGAUCUAUUUACAACAAUAUGAAGGCAUUUAUCAGGUACAUGAUCUCCUCAAACAUUGGUGAGGUUGCCUCCAUAUUUUUGACAGCUGCUCUUGGGAUUCCAGAAGGCCUGAUUCCCGUUCAGCUUUUAUGGGUCAAUCUUGUUACCGAUGGACCGCCAGCAACAGCUUUGGGAUUCAAUCCACCUGACAAGGACGUUAUGAAGAAACCCCCUCGAAGAAGCGACGACUCGUUGAUCAGUGCUUGGAUUUUAUUCCGAUAUCUGGUGAUCGGACUCUAUGUUGGGCUUGCCACUGUGGGAAUAUUCAUCAUAUGGUACACCCACGACUCAUUCUUCGGCAUCAGCCUAAGUGGAGACGGACACAGUCUCGUCACUUAUUCCCAACUCGCCAACUGGGGUCAAUGCCAUUCCUGGGAGGGCUUCUCGGUAACACCUUUCCGGGCGGGAUCUCAAGAGUUCAAUUUCGAUUCAAAUCCGUGUGACUACUUCGGGACGGGCAAAAUAAAAGCGAUGACUCUCUCUCUGUCCGUCUUGGUUGCCAUCGAGAUGUUCAACUCCCUCAAUGCCCUCUCUGAAGAUGGCAGCCUCCUGACGAUGCCGCCAUGGGCGAACCCGUGGCUGCUUCUGGCCAUGUCUGUGUCAUUUGGGCUGCACUUCUUGAUCCUGUACGUGCCUUUCCUUGCCCAAGUCUUCGGCGUUGUGCCGCUGAGCCUGAACGAGUGGCUACUGGUUUUUGCGGUCGCAUUUCCCGUAAUUUUGAUAGACGAGGUUCUUAAAUUCGUUGGUAGAUGUAGCAGUGGUGUUGGAACAUCAUCUUCCGUUAAGAAAUCCUCCAAGCGUAAAGCUGAAUGAGGAACGCUUUGAUUUGGUUUAGGUUUAUCCUUUGUGGGCUGAACUGACAAUUGCGCAAGUGUCCUCCCAUUUGAACGUGCAAUAUGUAAAUUGGGUUUACAAAAAUCUUUUAAACUUAGAGAAAGUAAUACUCUUAUCCCAUUCUUCAUUA
Diospyros lotus (date-plum) is the source of this 3585-nucleotide messenger RNA. Its product is annotated as calcium-transporting ATPase 1, endoplasmic reticulum-type-like. Bases 237 to 3434 code for a protein of 1065 amino acids. The transcript has 9 exons. Gene Ontology annotation, cellular component: membrane. Lineage: Eukaryota; Viridiplantae; Streptophyta; Magnoliopsida; Ericales; Ebenaceae. The record is from RefSeq and is a predicted model, not a curated record. Gene Ontology annotation, biological process: intracellular calcium ion homeostasis; calcium ion transmembrane transport. Gene Ontology annotation, molecular function: P-type calcium transporter activity; ATP hydrolysis activity; ATP binding.